Erigeron canadensis is the source of this 1188-nucleotide messenger RNA. RefSeq names its product TMV resistance protein N-like. The coding region runs from base 1 to 1188 and encodes 395 amino acids. Gene Ontology annotation, molecular function: ADP binding. The record is from RefSeq and is a predicted model, not a curated record. Gene Ontology annotation, biological process: signal transduction. NCBI's taxonomy places the organism in Eukaryota, Viridiplantae, Streptophyta, Magnoliopsida, Asterales, Asteraceae. The transcript is spliced from 2 exons.
AUGGCAUCUACUUCAACUUCAUCAAUUGAAAAGAAAAGUUUUAAGUACGAUGUGUUUAUAAGCUUUAGAGGCGAAGAUACUCGUAAGAACUUCGUUGAUCAUCUUUACUAUGCUCUUGUCCACAAAAGCAUUCAUACUAAUUAUAUAGAUGACGAGAGAAUCACUAGAGGGAAAAGGAUCAGUGAUGACCUCAUCACAGCCAUCCAAGACUCGAGGCUGUACAUCAUUGUCUUCUCCAAGAACUAUGCGUCGUCGUCUUGGUGUCUGGAUGAGCUUGUGCAGAUCAUGGAGGAGUGCCACAAGUCAACCCUCCAUACCGCUUACCCUAUCUUCUACGAUGUCGAACCAACCGAGAUCCGGAAACAAAGUGGGCCAGUCGGAGAAGCAUUUUCCAAACAUGAAAACCAAGAUCCCUCUGCUGCCAAAUGGAGGGUGGCAUUGAAAGAAGUAGCUGAUCUGGCUGGCUUUGAGUUGAAGAACACGCUUGAUGGGCACGAAGCUAAAUUUAUUGAAAAAAUUGUGGAGGAGAUUUCACUAGAGUUACGUUUCAUUGAUUCGAGUGUUGAUGGAAAGUUAAUAGGCAUUGAGUCCCGGGUAAAGGGUGUUGUAUCAGCUUUGGAAACUGGCACGGAUGAUGUUCGCAUGAUAGGGAUCAAAGGGAUGGGAGGGUCCGGGAAGACUACUUUGGCCAGAGCUGAAUUUGAUCAUACAUCGGGUUGGUUCGAAGGUAACAGCUUUAAGUACGACGUGUUUAUAAGUUUUAGAGGUGAAGAUACUCGUAAGAACUUUGUUGAUCAUCUUUAUCACGCCCUUCGUCACAAAAGCAUCCGUACUUAUAAGGAUGAUGAGAGAAUCACUAAAGGGAAAACAAUCAGUGAUGAGCUCAUCAUGGCUAUCAAAGACUCAAGGUUCUAUAUCGUGGUAUUCUCCAAGAACUAUGCAUCUUCAUCAUGGUGUUUGGAUGAGCUUGUACAGAUCAUGGAGGAGUGCCAGAAGACAACCAUCCAUACUGCUUAUCCUGUCUUCUAUGAUGUGGAACCCACCGAGAUCCAGAAUCACAGUGGGUCUGUUGCGGAAGCAUUCUCCAAACACGAAACACAAGAUGCCGCUGCUGCCAAACGGAGACAGGCAUUGAAUGAAGCAGCUGAUCUGGCUGGCUUUGAGUUGAAGAACACGCUUGAUGGGUAA